UUUGUAUGUUAAAUUAAGAUUUGUUUAACAGAGUAAGCUUUCCGUCUUGGAGUAUGCUUUCCGUUUAUGCUUAUGUUCUUUUAACUUUCGGACCCAAUUUCUACUAAAUUUCUAUUUUACAAUUACGACAAACAAAAUUUUUUAGUUUUUAAGAAGUGGCUCGUGGGGGCUCUAAUUUAAGCAAUGGGCUCAAAACUUAUUGGCUACCUGGCCACGGGGAUGUCCUGUCCUCAGAGUCGGGGAACCGUGGCCAUCGUGCUCCAGUGCCAGCUGCGCAACUACUGCGAUCCAUCUCUCAUGGAUUGCGAUGCUUAUAAGGCUUGCAAGAAGCAAAAAGCACUUGCAAUGAAGAAAAAGAGGGCGGACAUGAAGAAGGAAGCAGCCAAGCAGGAUGUCGCCCGCCUUAAAAGCGAGCUACACAAGUGCAUCGAGCAGAUGGAGAAGGCGCUGAAGGCGAAAGUGGAGUGCAUGACAGCGGAGGAGCAAAAGGCCAUGGGCGACUUGAUGGACUGCGUGAUGGCAGGCGUCAAGAAAAUUUGCCUAAAGUCAGUGAUGCAGAAGUACUGCCAGGAGCAGGAGCUAAAGCUCCUCUACGAGAGACUGAUCAAAGAGAAGAAAAUGAAGGAAUUGAUGAAGAAGUGUCCUCCCAAGAAGAAGGAGAGCUCAGUGGAGGAGUGCGAGGACCACAAAGCGAAACAGACCGAAAAAGAGACGGAGAAACUGGCAGCUAUUGCACAAGAUUCCGAACAGCUCCAGAAGUGCAUGGAUGACACUGCCAAACUCCUUAAAGCAGAGUUGGAGGAAUGGGAGUGCCAGGAGGAUCAAAAGAAAGAAGGAAACACUGAAAGCGCCAAGAAGAAUAUCAAAAAGGAUAAUUCCAAGGACGAACCAAAAGGGAAAGGUAAAAAUGACUCUAAACAAUCGCCAAAACAGAAAGACGACCCUGCAAAAGUUCCCAUUUUGGUUAAUUGUAAGGAAGUGCCUAAGGACAAAUGCGAAGAUUCUAAACAAAAUGAGGUUUGUGAGAAACCCAAAGAUGCUAUCAAGGAUAAGAAAAUAGAGAACAAAGAAAAACCUAAAGAGGAGGAAUGCCCAAUAGAUGCUAAAGUGGAAACCGAUUUAAAAAAAUUAGAGAAUGAAGCCAACAACGCCAAGAACGACAAAAAAAUGAAAGAGAACACAGAAGAGGAUCAGAUCUGCCCAGUGCCGCCCAAAAAGGAUACUAAAUGUCCAAAAGAUCCUAAAGUUUCAGGGGGAAAGACCAAGUCUCCAUAUGACCAAAAGAUGGAGGAGUGCAUAAAGGAAGAAUGGGAGGACAUAAGUCAGGCCCAAAAGCGAUUAAGUCCCAAGGAGAAGAAGAAAGUGGAUGCCGUCGAGGGUUGUCUUAAGGAGCAAAUAAAAAAAAGGUGCCGCACAAUGGUCAUCAGGAAAAUGUGUGAUGAGUCCUGGGGCGAACCAAAAAAGGAGAAUAAGUGCGAGGAACAGGAAGAAGUCGAAGACAAUCUCACCGACUGCACGGGCACUGAGGACUCUGGAAGAGCAAAUAUCAAGAAGUGCGUAGAGAAGAAAUGGAAAGACAAUUGCCCGCUUAUUCAAGAAUUAACUGAAAAAAAUAAUGUCGAUUUUUGUGAAAUUUCCGCGGAAGUGAAGAAAAUAAUGCUAAAAAUAUGCGAGGAUGAUGAAAAAAAUAAAGAGUGUCAAAUGAAGGAACUGGAAGCUGAUAUCGAAAAGUGUGCGUUUAUAAAAAAAUGUGCAGACGCAAGGCUCAAAAGAAAAUGCGAUGAAGAAGAGAGGAUGAAAAAGUGCGAAGAGGAGGAGAGAAUAAAAAAAUGUAAAGAGGAAGAACGAGAGAGAACAUGCGAAGAGCUUAAGAAAACACAGGACGAUAUAAAGAAAAAAGAAUGUGAGCUGAAGAAACAAUGCGAAAAAAAAGAAAGCGCUGAGGAUGUAAAGAAAAAGUGCGAAGAGGAAGCUCGAAGAAAAAAAUGUGAAGGGCUAAAGAAAAAACGUGAAGAGGAAAUAAAAAAAGAAGAAGAGUUGAAGAAAAAAGAUAAAGAGGAGGAUUCAAAGCCCAAAUGCAAUGAGGAAGAUCCUGUAAAAAAAUGCAAAGAAGAAGCACUUAAAAAGAAAUGCGAAGAGGAAGAGCAAAAGAGAAAAUGCAAAGUUGAAGAGCAACUAAGAAAAUGCGAUGAGGAGGCUUUAAAGAAAAAAUGUGAAGAGGAAGCCAAGAAGAAAAAAUGCGAGGCGCUGAAGAAAAAGCUCGCGGAGCUAAAGAAAGAAGAAAGCAUUCUGAAUCGAAAAAUUGAGGAUAUUGCGAAACAGGAAGAACUAAGAAAGCAACAAGAGGAAGAAGAGCUGCAAAAAAAAUGUGAAGAGGAUAAGGUUUUGAAAGAAUGUGAUAAAUUUGAUCAGAAGAAAAAAAGCGAUUGCCAAGGAGAAGUCGAAAAAAAGAAGACACCACCCAACGGAGGAUCUGCUGAAUAAAAUCAAGGCUGACUUUUCCAAGUAAAGCAGAUAUGAAAAGACUACGACUAGAGGCUGAUACUGCGCCCACUGGCGACACGACACAUAUGGUUUAGAGGACGACGGCGAGACGUCAAGACCGCUUGUCCUCCAGUUGAUGCAACAGAUUCCGCGGGACAAGUUUAAUUUGGUUCCAUAUUUGAAGAACAGCUGUCAAAUGUGAACGACUGCACCAACUGGGCGAUCGCUCUGCGAUCGCCACCGUGGUCUUGACCAACUUAGACGACAUAAAUGAAAUGCUGUCGGUGUCGUCAAAAGCCUAUGGUAUAUAAAAGCUGUGGCGAUGGGUCUUUAAAAGGCCCAUGUGUCCAGGCCAUCAACGUCAUUCCCUGCCUUCGACGAUAGUUUAUCCCGAUAACAAAAUGUUUUUUGACCCCUUAAGCUGUCAUGAAUUUUCUUUCACUUUAUUUAGUUUUAUAAUAAAAUCUUCCCCCACGAAAA
Messenger RNA from Drosophila elegans, 2964 nucleotides. Its product is annotated as axoneme-associated protein mst101(2). Bases 184 to 2484 code for a protein of 766 amino acids. Lineage: Eukaryota; Metazoa; Arthropoda; Insecta; Diptera; Drosophilidae. The transcript has 2 exons. The record is from RefSeq and is a predicted model, not a curated record.